AUGCAAGCUUUUUUAAUCCUCACUUACAGCUCUCACAUCCAGCUCUCACAACCAGCUACAUUGACGUCAUUUCAUGAUCUGACCGCUAGAAAUGAGCUGGAGGGAGGAGAUGAAUAUAUUGAUAUUACGAUUACCUCACCACAUAAGGUUGGAGACGGGAUGAAUUCCUUUAUGGCUUUCAAGGUUAACACGAAGACCAACCUCUCAUUCUUCAAGAAGAAGGAGUCCGUCGUUACAAGAAGAUUUUCAGAUUUCCUCGGUUUACGUGAUAAGCUAACUGAGAAGUAUCUGCAGAAUGGUCGUAUUAUCCCUCCUGCCCCAGACAAAUCUGUCCUGGGUAUGACCAAGGUCAAAAUGUCGAAGGAAGAUGAUGUCUCGGAUCAGUCAGACUUUGUUGAGAAGCGACGCGCUGCGCUUGAGAGAUAUCUGAACAGAACAGCAGCACAUCAGAACCUUAGAGUUGAUCCCGACUUCAGGGAGUUUCUAGAGCUAGACGCUGAGCUUCCUAAAGCUAACUCUACUGCUGCUCUCUCAAAUAAGAAUAUUAUGAAAAUAAUAUCUAAGGUUGGAGAUAAAAUGACCGCUUACACAACUAAAAUGGAUGAAACGGAUCAGUGGUUCGAGGAAAAAACUGUCAUGGUUGAGAAUCUAGAUCUGCAACUAAGGAAGCUACUGACUGCUACAGAAGCUCUUGUCUACUACAGAAAAUCUUUAACUGGGCACACAUAUACAGUAGCUAAAGGAUUAGCUGCUCUGGGGAACACUGAGGAGAAUACUAAGCUGUCAGCUGUUCUAGAUCAACUCUCUGAGGUUUAUCUGAAGGUUGAGAAGGUUCACGAGGAGCAAGCGAAGGACGACUUCUUCUUGUUGUCGGAGUUGGUUCAUGAUUACAUCGGUAUAGUAGGAUCUGUCAAAGAUGUUCUAAAUGAGAGAUUGAAGGCGUGGCAAGCAUGGCAGGGAGUACAAAAAGAUCUGAAUAAGAGGAGAGAAGGGAAGGCGAGAGCAGAGCUUGGAGGAAAGCUGGAGAAGGUUCAGGAAAUAAAUAAUGGAAUAAAAGAAACGGAAAGACAGUUGGACAUGGCGCAGGAGAACUUCGAGAAGAUCUCGCGAACUAUCAAAAAGGAGUUCGAGGUGUUCGAGGCCAGGAAGAACCAGGACUUUAGGCAGACGAUUGUCAAAUAUUUGGAGAAGAUGCUCAAAGCACAAGAAAACCUGGUUUCGCAUUGGGAGCGGUUUCUGCCUGAAAUCAAACAACUGGAACUAUAAACCAGAAUUAAUCAUUUGCUCCAGCAUAUGAGGACACAAAACCUCAUUCACAUUCCGUACCCGUGUACAGUUGUACAUAAAGAAGUAAACGCACACAUUUGCUGUACUAGUUCACGCUAACCUUAGUGUGUACCUUCUUCUACUAAAGGAUCGUCGUUUUUUAAUCACUGGUCGCUGAUGCUGAGAAAAAGGUGACAAAGUUUUAUAGAUUUUUGGAACAUCAAUUGUUCCGAAUACAAUAAGUAUUUUUUUAUCUUUUAAACCGGGAUUUAUGAAAGUUCGAAAAUCCUUUAUUUUGGAUAUCGUAGUUCGUGAUCAAUGAACAUCAUUGUAGAAAAUUUGUUAUUUGAUAUGUUGGUGAUAAGAAAGAUAUCACCCCUAAAAUCUUAUCUUAGAGAAGGGAAUUUUGUGAAAUAGAUAAAAUGCACAAAAACUCAAGUCAGUUUUAGAAAAUAUCCCGUUUUCAAUUAAUACGGCGUAAGUUUUGGAUGGGGGGGGGGUUGUGUAAAAAAGACUUUAGUGUGAAAAAACUGUGAUGCACAAUGAUUAAGUUUUAAACCUGUUGCCCCGGCACUAAAUCUAUGUACUUUGAUAUACUGUGAUACGUUAAGAUAUUUCUUAAUCAUGAUAUUUGCGUUUCUUCUAUUUAAUUGUUGUAAUCCUAUCAUUAUAGGGGUGCAACUGUAUUAUUGGCCAUUAGAGUUUUGUUUUAUUGAUAUAUACAAAACAUGUUCUAUCUUCCAAA
Messenger RNA from Eurytemora carolleeae, 2011 nucleotides. RefSeq names its product sorting nexin-2. The record is from RefSeq and is a predicted model, not a curated record. Gene Ontology annotation, cellular component: endosome; endosome membrane. Gene Ontology annotation, molecular function: phosphatidylinositol binding. Gene Ontology annotation, biological process: early endosome to Golgi transport. The transcript is spliced from 14 exons. Bases 1 to 1266 code for a protein of 421 amino acids. NCBI's taxonomy places the organism in Eukaryota, Metazoa, Arthropoda, Copepoda, Calanoida, Temoridae.